Messenger RNA from Aspergillus nomiae NRRL 13137, 3294 nucleotides. Its product is annotated as C6 transcription factor. Gene Ontology annotation, biological process: regulation of transcription by RNA polymerase II; DNA-templated transcription. Lineage: Eukaryota; Fungi; Ascomycota; Eurotiomycetes; Eurotiales; Aspergillaceae. The transcript has 9 exons. The record is from RefSeq and is a predicted model, not a curated record. Gene Ontology annotation, molecular function: DNA-binding transcription activator activity, RNA polymerase II-specific; RNA polymerase II cis-regulatory region sequence-specific DNA binding; zinc ion binding. Gene Ontology annotation, cellular component: nucleus. The coding region runs from base 1 to 3294 and encodes 1097 amino acids.
AUGUCUCCAACCCCGCCAUCCACGACCUCGUCAAACGCUAGCGCAUUUUCGCCUGAAGGACAGUACAGGGUAAUCCGAAAGAGAAAUCGGGUGCCACUUUCCUGUGGCCCCUGCCGACAUAGGAAGCUCAAAUGUAACCGUGCACACCCAUGUGAGAACUGCGUGAAACGAGGAGAUGCUUCCUCAUGUACCUACGCCCAAGCAAGCGCACGUAAGAAGAACGCCCCGCAGCGAGUAUCGCCUAGCUCCCCGGACGAUAUGCAAAAUAGGAUAGACCGGCUGGAAAGCUUGGUUUUGUCGUUGAUGACCAAUGGUUCACAGGCCGCAGGCCCAGCUGCGGCUAUGGCAGCACUCUCUGGCAACAGCAGCAGUAUUAGUUCUGCCCAACAUACAACUGAUUUAGAUCUGGAUGAAGACGCCUCGGGUGGCCCCGAGGAGAGCGAUACAGAACAAGUAACAAAAUCAUUUGGGAUAAUGAAGGUCGACAAUAAUAAAUCAUAUUAUUUUAGUGAAGCGCAUUGGGCGUCUGUCCUCAACGAUAUUGCCGAAGUGCGUAAUUACUUUUCUACGCACAAGAAACAGUAUGAGGAGCAGGCGGAGAAGCUAAAAGCAACAAAGCUUCCGACUGACGUGCCAGGGUCCACAUUGCUCUUCGGUGCUAUGAAAACAACUAGUCGUGCAGAGAUCAUGUCUUCGCUUCCCUCCAAAUAUACAACAGACAUCUUAGUCGCCCGGUAUUUUAACAGCUAUGACCCCUCAACCAAUAUUCUACAUGGACCUACAUUUCAGGCCCAAUAUAACAAACACUGGGAAGACCCGUCACAAACCUGUGUAGUCUGGAUUGGUAUGCUGUGUGCGAUUAUGCGACUUGCCAUGCUAUCGUAUCAUCGAGAGGGAGAUGAACCACCGGAGUUCCGAGGGAAGACUCUAGACAUGGCAGGCACCUUCCGGAACUUGAUGGCGCAGUGUUUAACGCUGGCUGAUUAUACUAAACCUUACCCGUGUUUGAUUGAGUCCUUGAUAUUCCAUCUGCAUGGAGAUUGGAUUCAAACAAAAGAUGCCGAUGUGUCCGUUUGGGUGCUUGUAGGCGUGAUUGCUAGGUUGGCUAUGAGGAUGGGUUACCAUCGCGACUCAAAGAUGUUUCCCAAUAUCACACCUUUCCAAGGUGAAAUGCGUCGGCGAGUAUGGACAAUCGUGCGGCAGUACGAUCUUAUGUUCUCAUUCCAAGUGGGCCUACCCAGCAUGAUUCGCUCCGCCGAUAGUGAUACGGAAUUUCCACGGAAUUUGUACGACGAUGACUUUGAUGAGAACUGCAAAGAGCUUCCUCCUUCACGGCCACCAAAUGAACCUACACCAGUCGCAUGCUUGAUAGCCAAAGGUCGCUUAACAUAUGCCUUUGGUCGUGUUAUUGAGCAUACCUCUUCCAUACAAAGUCCAUCUUACGACCAAGUUAUGGAGAUUGACGCCGAACUUCGCCGAGCGAGGGACUUGAUCCCUGAACAUCUUAUUGUUCGCCCUGUCGAAGAGUCUCAGUUGGAGCCCCCGAAAAUAGUUAUGGCACGAUGUGCUAUAAUGAGUGUGUAUCACAAAGCGCAGUGUGUUCUCCAUCGACGAUACCUCAUUCGAGCGCGUGAAAAUCCUCGAUUUACAUACUCGCGGAGAACCUGUAUUGAUUCUGCCAUGGAAUUGCUUCGAUUCCAAUCAAUGCUGCACGCUGAAACCGUGGCGCGCAUCCCGAACAAACAUGACAGACUUACCGCACUCGUAUCUACAGAUUUUCUACUUGCUGCGACCAUCGUCUCUCUCGACCUCUACCACGGACACCAAUUCCAAUCAGGGGGCCGCGCCUCCGGCGAUACCUACGCCUGGGGAAGGGAGCGGCGCGAGGAAAUGAUAGCGGCAGUACAACGCUCUAAAGAGAUCUGGGACGAACUUCGUGACGAUGCCCUGGAGGCGUGGAAAGCGUCGGGAGCUAUUGGGGUGAUGCUUGCCCGACUGAACUUGGGCUACUCGGACAGCAAUACCGCCGCUUCUAGCUUCGAGCCUCAGGAUGAGAAGCAAAGUGCUGCCAUGACGUUGGGUCUUCUCAGUAGUGGAAUGAGCCCCAUGAACCCAACUCCUCCCGCCUUUGGCGAUGGCGCCAUUAAAAUGGGCGAGACACCACUCCCGUCACAGGGAGGAUUUGGAGCGAUGGCAGAUAUGCCAGGAGCUCCUUCGCCUCUAAGUGCUAUGUUUGGGCAAAUGCCAGAUAUGCAGCUCCCUCUGGAUUGGGACACCUGGGAUAAUUAUAUUCAGAAUGCAGCGCUUGAUGCCUCGAACCAGUGGUGGCCAACAAUGGAUCCACAGCAACAGCAGCAACCCCAACCGCAAUCCCAGAAUGCGCACUGCUUCCGGCGCGCUGCUUCUCGGCUCCUCUCUUCGACACCACGGUCCACAUGGGCUACUUCAUCUAGCCCGUCUCGAAUUACUAUCCCUCGCCAGACAUCACAAUUUCUGCUGCAGAGCAGAUGGAACAGCAAACAUGUACCAAGGCAACCUAAUCUUACGAGCCAGGAUGCAGCAGCCACAAAUGAUAACGAGGAACAAUUAAUACAAGCCGCUGUCGGGUACAUGGAAGGUACCUCUACUCCUGCGAACGAGACUGCAGACCAUAUUUCAAAAGAGAUUGAGGCACAACCACAAUCUACCGAAGAAGAAUCUAAACGCGCGAAGCGUGUCCGGCUUUUGAACAAGGAACCCGAUCCCAAGGAGACAGUCUUUGUCGGCAAUCUUUUCUACGAUGUGACGGCGGAUGAUUUGCGGAAGCAGAUGGAGAAAUACGGAAUUGUGGAGAGUGUGUAUAUCACUUUUGAUAAUAGGGGAAUUAGUAAAGGAUUCGGUUAUGUGCAGUUCGACGCCAUAGAUUCGGCGAGACGUGCAAUUGAUGCGAUGCACAUGCGGGUAUACGAGGGUCGCCGAGUCGUUGUGGCAUUUGCGCAAAACAAUAUCGACCAGCAUCGGAACCUGAGGCCUGUCUCUAGAACGAUAUAUAUCGGCAACAUGCCCUUCGAGAUGACUGAUCGGGAUAUCAAUGAACUCUUCAGGGAUAUUGUCAAUGUGAUUGACGUUCGGGUAUCUGUGGACCGUCGAACUGGCAUUUUCAGAGGCUUUGUUCACGCUGAGUUCAUCAACGUCGAGAGUGCACGGGCAGCAUUUGAGAUUCUCAGCAGGAAGGCACCAUAUGGCAGGAAAUUACGACUUGACUACAGUCAAUCAAAUAGAAGAGCGGAUCGUCUGGAAAACAACGCCGAGUGA